CAUUCCACUCCACUCCACUCCACAAUUCAAUUGAGUAAUAGCACAAUAUUGAAGUUGGUGAUGAUCAACAUGAGAAUCCAAACAGUGGUGACCUUGCUCUUGAUGAUCAUCUUUUUGCAGAACUUCAUAAUAAACUCAGAAGGAGUCAUUCAGUGCAGUGAUGUGCUUAAGGACAUCAGCUCAUGCACAAGCUACUUAAAGAGUGGCUCCGGCAGCCCAUCGGCCGCCUGUUGCAGUGGAAUAUCGAAGCUAAACUCCGCGGCUUCGACAUCGGCCGAUAAAAAGGCGGCAUGCAAAUGCCUGCUCUCUGCUGCACAAAAGAUCAAGCCUGAUGCUGCUGCUGCCAAGGGUCUCCCAAGUAGCUGUGGAAUUAGCCUACCUUACACUAUUUCCACCAGCAUAGAUUGCUCCAAAGUUAAUUGAACCAGAAUCACUAUUGUGGAAUAAAUGAUUACCUUUGAGUUUUAAGUGCCUACUAAAAUAAAGAUUUGAGGAUCUGACUUGUAUUGUCAGAUUACUCUGCUUGUCUGUUUCUCAGGCUGUUUGUUUGAGUUCUUUUGUUAUGCUGUUGUUCAUGUUAUGAUUCCAUAUUGAUGUUUAAUAUGAUCUGCUUCCAAAAUAAAUC
Messenger RNA from Dioscorea cayenensis subsp. rotundata (Guinea yam), 625 nucleotides. Its product is annotated as non-specific lipid-transfer protein-like. Bases 61 to 423 code for a protein of 120 amino acids. Gene Ontology annotation, molecular function: lipid binding. NCBI's taxonomy places the organism in Eukaryota, Viridiplantae, Streptophyta, Magnoliopsida, Dioscoreales, Dioscoreaceae. The transcript is spliced from 2 exons. Gene Ontology annotation, biological process: lipid transport. Gene Ontology annotation, cellular component: membrane. The record is from RefSeq and is a predicted model, not a curated record.